Messenger RNA from Thecamonas trahens ATCC 50062, 2331 nucleotides. RefSeq lists its product as uncharacterized. The transcript has 2 exons. NCBI's taxonomy places the organism in Eukaryota, Apusomonadida, Apusomonadidae. Bases 1 to 2331 code for a protein of 776 amino acids. The record is from RefSeq and is a predicted model, not a curated record.
AUGGGCCGGAUAGUGGAACUACAGGCGGCUGUGGACCGGUUCCUGGUGGCGGCACGCGAGGUCGAGCCGCUGGCGCCAAGAACGUCUCGGUUGCGGGGAACGUCAUCGUUGGUAGUCAGCCAGGAUGAGAGAGCACAGGUGCCUGGAGAGACUCUCAUCAAAGCAGUGGAAAAGGUGCUGGUGGCACCAGAGGGCGGUCCCGGCCUCAAGGCCCUGCUGGCGGCUUGCAUCUCCACGCUGCGGUCGGUCAUCUGGGUCCUGCCAUCGCUGAGGGCCCACGUCGCGUGGGAGAUGAUGUCGCGAAAGAAGUCUGCCGAGCUGCUCCUUGCCCAGCAUGCAGAGGUGGCCGAUGCACCACGGGCUCUCAAGUCGCAGCUCUCGGCUAUCCGAAGCUCCAAGGGACAGCUGAGGAAGCAGCUGGUGGGACUGGAGGAGCGGAUCAUGACCCUGUCCCAGCAACUGGAACAAGCCCGCGAGGCCGAGCACCUGGCCCAAGAGGACGCGGCGCUGCAGGCACGGGUGGCGUCGUUUGAGCGGAACCAGCUGGACGAGGCGCAUGACAAGUUGGAUGCCGCAAAGCUCAAGAACUCGUGGCUUAUUCAUCAGACCAUCGUGCUCAACGCGCAGGUCGAGGCCGACUCGGCGACCCGGCUGCGCGAGGAAAACGCACUGGAGCAAGAAACGGCACGGUUGAACACGCUCCGCGAGCGGAUUGCAUCCAUCCAAAGAGAAAUCAAUGACAUCGACGAGUUGAUCUUCUCCAAAGAAGAAGAGGCAUCGCGGCUGCGGAAACACAUGCGGACGAUGCGGGCCAAGGCCGUGGAGACCAAGUUCCUCAACCGGUCCGCAUCGCAACGGGUGGCGGUCCAGUGGAAGGACUCUAUUUCCAAGGUCCAGGCCCUGCGCUCACACAUGACUGCCAAAGGCUUUGGCGACCUGGUCUCACACGAGGCUUACAAAGAGGUGCGCCGAAUGGUCGACGAUCUGGCGUCAGGCAAGGUGACAGCGGCGAGCCUCCACGAGGAGGCCAAAGCCGAGCUUCGCGUCUCAGACUCGCUGGGCGAGAUGGAUGACGCUUCGAACUCGCUUCCGGGUCCGCCGGAGCAGAGCCAGUCGCUCGAGCUGCAGAGCUUGCCGGUUGGAACCGGAAACGGCUCUGGGACGCUUUCUUCCGACUCGGACGACUUUGUAGAUCUUGUGCUCGGCAAGCUCUCCGCCACGAUGCCCAGUCUGGACCCAUCACUGCAGUCAGACGAGCCGCCCAGCUCGCCCAGGUCGCUGUCGCGGUCUACAAGCCGGUCAAGACUAUCCGAGUCUCGGUCGCCUCCGCCUGUGGACGAGCGCGGCGAGACCAAGAUGUACUCAGCGUCGUUGGCGACCAUGCGGCCAGCCUCUGGGCCGAUCCUCACCAUGCCAACCAUUCGUCGAAUCGGUCUGGACCGACGCAAUUCUAUGAGCAUCAUGACCAAGUCGCCGUCGUCGUCGUCGCUUUUUCCCAUCGGCUCCGAGUCGCCCCCGCACUACUCACCGUCUAGCUCGCCGACCGAGCAGUCGGUCGGCUCUGCCUCGCCCGAACUGACACUCACACUUGAUUUCCAAACUGAUCUUGAGCUUGAAGUGGAUACACGCAAAUCGUCGCCACGAUCACCACUCUCGCCCCUCACGCCCUUUACGCCGCUGGUGGCAGCGCAGUCGCCGGUCUCGCCGCGGACACCGAUGUUCAUGCGGCCGUCGUCGUCGCCACGGCGCUCGUCUGUGACCGUCCAGCUGCGAUCGCUGGACUGGCUGCUUGGCACCAUUGACGAGAUCUACCUCUUGCGCGAGGCGUCGGCUGAGCGGGCCAAGUGGUCGCUAUCGCGGGCAAUCCGCACGUGGGCCCGCAGCCAGGCAGCGUCACGGCGUGGAGCGCACGAGUCCGAAGCCUCGCUGUGGUACAACGUGGGCGAGCGGCGGUCGGAGCAUCCAGAGAUCUCGCUGUUUGAGAAGCUGGGGCGGAAGCGGUCCGAAGUGCUGUCGGUUGACGCCAUCACCUGCUUUCUUGCUGUAAGGCGGGCGUUGGUGGGACCCGAGUUCUCGAGCAAGGAUCGCGAGCACUUUGAUCUUGCUUCGGCUUCGUACGUCCACGUCAAGCACAAGCAGCCGUCGGCGCCCAUUGAGGCCGUGACCGAGGCCGUGGUCACCGUCGCCGGCGAGCAUGGCAUGGAUCUGGAGGAAAGUCAGCUUGAUAUCAAGCUCUCGCUUGCAGCCGACGUCAUCCAGGGCCACCAGCAAUCGAUUCGUGUCCACAAGGCGCUAACCAUUUUUGUCGACCAAGUCAUUCUUGCCAAGUAA